Messenger RNA from Phycodurus eques (leafy seadragon), 1523 nucleotides. RefSeq names its product isoamyl acetate hydrolyzing esterase 1 (putative) (gene iah1). The transcript is spliced from 6 exons. The record is from RefSeq and is a predicted model, not a curated record. Gene Ontology annotation, molecular function: hydrolase activity, acting on ester bonds. Bases 54 to 776 code for a protein of 240 amino acids. Lineage: Eukaryota; Metazoa; Chordata; Actinopteri; Syngnathiformes; Syngnathidae.
CAUGCGCUGUCCUGGCACUCACUUGCGCAUGAAUGGCAUGACAACAAGCAGCCAUGUCCAAAUGUCGAACUUUAAUCUGGCCGAAAGUGAUUCUAUUCGGGGAUUCCAUCACUCAGUCGUCCUUUCAAAACAACGGAUGGGGUUCAGUCAUCGCCGAUAAAUUAGCAAGGAAGUGUGACGUGGUCAACAGAGGCUUGUCGGGCUACAACUCCAGAUGGGGGAAGAUUGUUCUUCCAAGGAUAGUGAAUAAUGACGACUCGGCAAACAUUGCAGCAGUUACUGUCUUCUUUGGAGCCAACGACUGCGCUCUGCGAGAUAAGAACCCUCAGCAGCACGUUCCUCUGCACGAGUAUUCCGAGAACCUGAAGGCGAUGAGCAGCUACCUGACCACGGCGGGGGUCCCGGCGGGCAAGGUCAUCUUCAUCACUCCUCCCCCUGUCCAUGAGGCAGCCUGGGAGAAAGAGUGCACCCUGAAAGGUUGUCCUCUCAAUCGUCUCAACUCCGUGGCGGGCCAGUACGCUCAGGCGUGCGUCCAGGCGGCUGCUCAGUGUGACGCUGACGUUUUGGACUUGUGGACACUUAUGCAGAAAGACGGACAGGACUUCACAGUCUACCUGUCGGACGGCCUCCACCUGUCUGAGAAAGGCAACCAGUUUGUGAUGAGGCACCUUUGGGAGCUGCUGGAGAGCAGAGUGGCACGUCUGCCCUUCAUCCUGCCCUACUGGGCGGACGUGGACGCCGGGAUCCCAGAGAGCAGCCUGCUGUGCGACCAGUGAAGAUCGACAGACAUCAUGAGGACUCUCAUUAGGAAGACCGUGAACAUCGUCAUAUUUUCUGGAUGCUGUAGGCUGACAAUAUAACCAUUUAUUGGGAUGCAAGUAAUGCAAGCAGUGGACAAGAAUAAAAGCAUUUCACUGAGUAACAGUUUCACAUCCAUUCAGUUCAUGUCAGCCAUAUUGCUCUUUUGGCCUAAACUUAAAUACCAGGCAACACUGGCAGGACAUCAUGACUACAAUUUGACACGAGCACACAAAUAUAACGGUAACACAACUUCAGCACCUCACAGAUUCGCAACAGGACUUCAAUUUUUCUGCCUCAACUCUGGAUGAGGGGGAAUAACAGUCCAGGAAAGGCACAACAGUGUUUUGCAGUUAGGGUGACAAGAGGCAGGCAUAUUCAAAAAGGAGCCAAUCAGGACACAAAUAUACAGUAAUCCCCUGCAUAUUCACCAUUUACUAUUCACAAACAGUUUUCCAUUAUUCUCUAAAAAAAAAAAAAAAAAAAAAAACCUCACCUACUUGACAUUCUCUGAAUAUUUGUGCGUUUUUUCACUAUUCGCAGCAGGCCUGUCCCUGUCCCCCACGAAUAGCAGGGGAUUACAGUAAGACGAUCAUCCAGUGGUUAUGUACAUGAAUAUGCAGCGGACAUGGUUUCAAAGUGCAGCCUGGCGACUUUGGCUAGCAGAUACUGUAAAAUGUGUCUGAGGUACGAUGAAAAGAGGAAAUGACACUUCAUUAGGCAGU